GACUUUCCUUAUUCCUAAAAUGUUAACAAAGAGUGUUAAUGGCUGGCAGAAAAAGGCAACUGGCAGACUAGCCUCUCUAUAAUCCUAAUACAAGGCUGCAACACUCAAGAGUUUGGAAAGUUACAUUUUUAAAAAUGGCAACUAUAACAGGAACUACAGUAGAGUCUCACUUAUCCAACACUCGCUUAUCCAACGUUCUGGAUUAUCCAACACAUUUUUGUAGUCAAUGUUUUCAAUACAUCGUGAUAUUUUGGUGCUAAAUUCGUAAAUACAGUAAUUACUACAUAGCAUUACUGCGUAUAGAACUACUUUUUCUGUCAAAUUUGUUGUUAAACAUGUUUUGGUGCUUAAUUUGUAAAAUCACAACCUAAUUUGAUGUGUAAUAGGCUUUUCCUUAAUCUCUCCUUAUUAUCUAACCUAUUCGCUUAUCCAACGUUCUGCCAGCCCAUUUAUGUUGAAUAAGUGAGACUCUAAUAACUUUAUUUUUAUAUCCCGCCCCAUCUCCCCGAAGGGACUCGGGGCGGCUUACAACAGGGACAAGCCCGAAAACAACAACACAAGACAUUUGACCAAAAACAUUCCAACAAUUCACAAAAUUAAUAAUAAAUACAUUAAAAUCCAAGCAAUAAAAUCAGAGAAUUAAAAACAAACCAGCGGGGACAGGUUUCAUAAAGUGCUGUGUACUGUAAUUAUUUUGGGAAUAUUGUUCAAGCAUUCCAAGAGCAACUAGCUGUUGUUGUAAUUGCAGGUUUUUAAUAAAAUAAUAAUCAACUCCCCCCCCCCCAUUUCUCUAAAGUAACUAGUUUUGUUACUAUUAGUUACUUUAAAACAGCUGAGUGCUAUAACCAUGGGGAGUGGUACAAACAUGAUUUCCUCCUGUCUGCCCUAUUGUUACCUCAACAUCGACAAGACAGCAACAAGCAGCAGCACAAGACAUAGGAUGAGCUCUAUGGUUUUCUUCCCUUAUUUUUUAGUGAGGUCACAUACACACAAUCACAUCAUAAAUGAUAAAGUUGCAUCAUGAAAGGAAUGCAGUUAUGCCUCAUUGGCACAAAGUUAACACUAAUUCAGGUAGACUGCUAGAUCGGUUAUUGAAAGAAUGUUCCGAUCCUGUCAGCAUGGAGAGUAACCCCAUGGAGGACCUCUUGAUUGAGCAUCCCAGCAUGUCUGUCUAUGUCACCAGCAGCACUAUUGUUGUGGAAACCCAGACUCCUGAGGAGCACAUCAAUCGUGAUGGGGAAGAACCUGAACGGCGUUUGCAACGCCAUGCCCCGCACCACUCCACCUCUCUUGCCACCAAGGCUGCCAUCUUGGAGAAGGUCAGCCAAGUGCAUCGGAUUCAAAGGGCAAAGCAGCUGGCAGAGAAGCACAAUUUCAGUCAGAAAGUCAUGCAGAGGCAGAACCGCACCCGAGAGUGCCGCCCACGACGGGCCAAACACCAAGGCAGCUUUGUCUACCAACCAAGCCAGCGCCAAUACAACUACUAAGCUACUUCAAGAAGUCUACACUGUGGGGCAUUAUCCGUUUAACUUUCAGCUUCACCAGUUCCUCACAAUGCUUUCUUCAGCCAAGAUGGUCCUCUUCGUCCAUUUUUGAAAUAAAUCCAUCCCCUCUCCCAGGAGAGAACCUUCUACAUUGUACUAAGCUGGCAAUAUUCAAUGGUAGUUCUUUUGUGGGCUUUUCUUGGGCUUCAUCCCUAUCUUCAGCCACAAAUUAUUUUCUUACCUAUGACUUUCUUUCCUCUUUGGGUUUAAUCUCCCCCUCUGCUGUCUCUACUUCUACAAAUGUUGAUCUUGAUUUGAAUCUGAAGGUGAAAGAAACCUAACCCGUCCCACUAACGUUAAGUAGCAAAGCUGUAGGUCUACUUCGAACCUCGAAUAUAUGUUUUUGCUGUUCUUUUUGAAGAAACAUGUUUGCAUCUUGGGUACCAAGCAAGACCAUUUCUUUUUAUGUGGUGUUUUCCUUGGUUCCUAGAUAGCAUGUAUUUAUACACUGGCUAUAGUAGCAGUUUCCAGUGUUAAGAGUAAUUUGGUGCUUCCAGUGAAUAUAUCACAUUUUGUUUUCUAAAUAAGAGUUAUAGGAGGGACGAAGUGCCCUGUCAUUUCCUUUGUCCUUCACUGUUGCACUAGAGGGCCUGUGACAUCAGUGCCUUUCAUUAUGACAUCACACUCUUCACAGUGGAAACGGACUGUGAUGUCACAAAUUGAUAUACCAGGUUCAUGUGCAAACUGGAACACAAAACAAUAAAUAGGUCCAAAAUACAAUGAUUAACACAACCUGUAUCUUGUAUCUUCUUUCCCUUAAAAUAAAAUGAAUUGUAUAUUUAUUCCUAUUAUACAAAGUUGAUAAUGGUGGCUAGUCAUGAGUUAUCCUGCCACAUUCUUAAUUGUACAAAAGCUCCAGUAUAAUUCCAUGGAAGUUUUGACAGUGACUUCAAAUGUAGGAUGGGUUAUCGCUGAUGUUUCUGUUCAGCAAUGAGAUGCAAUGCAGGAUCUUUGAAAGUCCAUUGCAGGCGGCCAAUCAAUUUUCAAUUAGCAGCAGGAUUUUAACUUGAAAGCUGCAGGAGUUCAUGGAAAAUCAGCCAUGCACAUUGCUUUUUGAAACAAUUUUAAAAGUUGCAUUUAGAGCUAUCACAUAUUUCCACCUCUUAUCAUUCACAUCUUCAUAGUAUUAUGAUAGUGUCAUGAUCAAAUAAAAUGGAAAGCUCUGCUACUUUUUAGAAGGACGUGAACAUAUGCAAGAAUAAAACAAGGCAAAAGAUAUUUAAAGGAACAUUCACAAAUAGAAUUAAAUUAUAUGCAUUAACUUAAAUCCUCCAGCCCCUAUCUGCCUUGAAUCUAAACAUGGAAAUGUCCUACAAUAAAAGGUACUGUUUUUCAGCCCAAGAGCCUUUUUUACUCUAGCAUAUGAAAAAUGAAUGACUACAAAAUUGUGUGGAAAAACAUAACUCAAGCUUGAAAUGAAGUUUUUGUGUAGACAGAUCUGUCAGUGCUGAAUUUCAGAGUUUUAGAGUUAUUACCGAUUUGAAAUAAAAUGGUUACCCUUA
Messenger RNA from Anolis carolinensis (green anole), 3046 nucleotides. RefSeq names its product tumor protein p53 inducible nuclear protein 2 (gene tp53inp2). Bases 1005 to 1487 code for a protein of 160 amino acids. Gene Ontology annotation, cellular component: autophagosome; nucleus. Gene Ontology annotation, biological process: autophagosome assembly; positive regulation of DNA-templated transcription. The transcript has 3 exons. The record is from RefSeq and is a predicted model, not a curated record. NCBI's taxonomy places the organism in Eukaryota, Metazoa, Chordata, Lepidosauria, Squamata, Anolidae.